This is a messenger RNA of Tetranychus urticae (two-spotted spider mite), 1695 nucleotides long. The record is from RefSeq and is a predicted model, not a curated record. NCBI's taxonomy places the organism in Eukaryota, Metazoa, Arthropoda, Arachnida, Trombidiformes, Tetranychidae.
GUUACUUUUCCUUUUCCACUAACCAAAUAACGGGCUAAAGGUUACCGGUUAAUGGUGAAUAUAUCGCUCAACUUUCAACUGACUUGUCGUCUGUAUCGACUAGCUGUGUUAUUUAAUAAUUAUUAUAGUUUUAUUAUUAACUGGAAAUCGGAGUUUAACAUUUCAAAACUGAUUUAAAAUGUUGAUAAAUGAACUUCCAGAUGAUUGCUUGUUGGCUAUUCUUGAUUAUAUACAAGAUUUACAAGAUUUAAUAAACUGCUUCAAAGUCUUCGAAAAAUGGCGUGAUAUAAUUGUUCAUUAUACUAAAAAAAUUAAAUAUUUAAGAAAUCAACCAAAUUAUUCGCCUGAUUAUGUUUAUCUGCACCUUAAGGAACCAAUUGAUGUAACAUGUUUGAGCACAUUGUUUCCAAAUUUAAGGAUUGCCGAAUUUUCAUAUCCACUCGAAGUACCAAUUGAAGAUAUAGUUAAACUAAUCAGAGAUUCUGAAUGUUUGAAAGGAAUAAUCCAUUAUGGGGCUAACUUUAAGGAUCCCCGCCUCGAUUUCGAAUCGAUACCGGAAAAUGUUAGCCUCGAAAUGUUAACUACCGGAUAUAUUGAUCGAAACAUGAGUGGAAUCUAUGAAAAUGUGAAACAAUUGCACCUUUUGUUCUCUAGUCUAGGCCUAUUCGAACGCGUGGCACAUCGUUUCCCAAAUCUUGAAAGGCUGAGAAUUCAUGCUGCAGAAGACUUAUUCGAACAGCCCUCUGUUGCUCCAGUAAUGGCAAAUCUUAAAAUAUUUGAAAUAAAUUUGCCUGUUGAUGAUUGGGUAACCCUUUGCUUUUCAUUCAUGGAUAAGUGCCCAGCAUUACAGAGUGCUUAUAUCAGAUUUGAAUCCAGGCGCAUUGUGUUCAAUCAUUUGAUAAAAAAUGCAAACUUACUAGAUUUGGUUAUACAAUUUAACGAACAAAUCGGAUGGGAUAAAAUACGAGGACUAAUAACAAAAUAUCCAAAUCUAAAGCAUUUGGCAUUGCGAGGUAAUACCUAUUUUACAGAUGAAGACAUCAUGGAAUUGCUAUUAGUUUUGCCAAAACUAACACUACUUGAUAUUCGUGGAUCUUAUGGGUUCACUCAAGCUGCUAACCAUUUUCAGGAUUAUUUUAAGCAGUAUGGCCGAUCAAUCAAGUUUUAUUUCAAAAGAGACGAUAAACAAAUUGAAGUUGAUUGGCCGCAGUCAUUAAAUCGACCAGAAAAAAUUUGCCGUGGAUUUGAUUUCAUGGAACAUUGUUUUUUCAAAAGUUUCUAUUAUUUGCCUCAUUUUUUGGAUCCAAUUUAAUGCUUGAAAAUGGAAAAGAGAAAAAAUUGUCAAUUCUUUGCACCUAAUUUUGUUUCAGUUGUAAGGUGUGUGAUAUUGAAAAAGUGUCUUAUACCUCGAUAUCUUAAUUAGACCAUAAUUAUCGAUCUUAGAUGGAGUUGACGGGUCAUUAUACCCAUCAGUUCGGGUAAUCAUUAGUUUUGGAAUAUUUAGACUCAAAGCUUUUAUUCCUCAAUGAGAAACCAAUUGAUAGAUAUUUCAAAUAAUCAGGCAAUGCCAUUCUUAUUUAAUAUGAAAUGCAAAGAUUUGAGAGAGUCCAAUUACAGUCUGCGAAAAAUGUUAUAAUACAAUUGUUUAUCGAACUAAAAAUGUUUAAUUUUUAUAAUUUAUUUUGGUUUACAAUG